AUGCCCCGCGAAGAGGAUGAUUCUCUCGCUCAAGUCGAGCAUGAUCAAUAUCACUCUACAGCUUACAGUGCUGCAGGGGCCGCUCAAAUGAGCUUCACACCUAUCAAUCAGAUUCAUCAACAUCUCUGUGGACUCCAUAUAUACUCUCAUGAUCCUAAAAGGGCCGUCAAAGCUCAUCAUUAUUGUACCCACCUUCGAAAAGAUUUACAUCAAUGUGUAAUUUACGAUAGUGAUGAUAAGAAUGCAAGGCUGAUCGGUAUAGAAUACCUCGUACCUGAAGAAGUAUUCAUCAAGCUACCAGAAGAAGAAAAGAAGUACUGGCAUUCACACAAAUAUGAAGUUGAUUCAGGCAUGUUAAUGCUAGGUACCAAAGCACUUGUUCCCAACGCUAUGACGGACCUUGCAGAACGUCCAGCUAUGUUAGAGCUUCAUCGAACGUAUGGAAAAACGACUCAUACUUGGGCCUUCGACCAAUAUCCUGAUCUCCCAUUAGGUCCUCCACAGGUGAUGAUGGCUUAUACGGAAGAUUCCCAAGUUGAUGAAGAUUUACUGAAUGAAAGAGACAAGGAAAUGGGUGUUGAUACAGCUGCUAAAAGAAGAGUACGAGAAGAAUAUCUGAUCAAAGAAGAUUUGGAAAGACCGCCUGCAGAAGGAGCUGACCAAAUUUGGAGUAAAGGUAGAAAAGGUCAAUUGGAAUGGGUUGAUCAAGAUUCCAAGCAAUAG
Kwoniella shivajii is the source of this 723-nucleotide messenger RNA. RefSeq lists its product as uncharacterized. Bases 1 to 723 code for a protein of 240 amino acids. The transcript is spliced from 7 exons. Lineage: Eukaryota; Fungi; Basidiomycota; Tremellomycetes; Tremellales; Cryptococcaceae. The record is from RefSeq and is a predicted model, not a curated record.